UAAAUGUAAAAACCAAAGUUUAUAUGUUAAAUAUGUAAAUAAAUAGGAAUUGGGUGGUAUGCCCAGAAUUGUAAUUCAGCCAACUUGAUUAGAGUCUAAAGAGAGAUGGCCAGAGAGUCAACCUUGAGAUCUCUCCCUCUUCACCAUAAACGAUGAUUUCUCCAUAUAAAAGUCUUAAAAGCUCAACAAACAAGAAAGCCAUUAAUUCAAUUUCUCCAAUCUCAAAGUACUCUUAUCACUUCCCCGUUAAUCCUGCUGCUAUUUCUAAUUUAACUUGCUGGAUCUAAAAUAGAUAUAAACGACACCACUGCUCCUCUUCUAUCCCAUUUUUCCCAAUCUUAGCUCUUGAGCUCCUUUCUCAUCAGGCAGGUUUUGCUACCUGUAUCCAUCAGGCUACUUCACAGAUCCAAAGCUGGUUCUGUUUCUUUUAAUUUUCGUCUGAAAUUCAUCUAAAAAGGAAGAAAUGAGAAACCUGAACCAUUCCACAAGGUUUGGAGUCAAGGAAGUGAUGUAUUCCUCCAUCUUCUUCCUCUCCAUUCUCGCACUUUUCCUCAGCAUAAUCACUCUCUCCAGAUUCUACCCCAAGAACCCCUUCUCCUUCACCAACACAUUUGGAGAUCAAACUCCAGACGAAGAUGACUCCACCCAGCUCUUAGACACCAUCAUAGAAAAACUUGUGGAGCAGAUCAGAGCUUCUGAGGCUUUAACAAUGGGUUCUGACGAGCUCAAAGAUGCCAGGCUCAAACACACAGCUUUCCUUACAGAGAUUUUAGAUCUCGUAGGAUCAUUGAAGUUAUCACUAGCUCAAUCAAAAGAAGUAAUUCAUGAACAGGAAAAAACUCAACCAAAUGAGUUCCAUUCUUUAUCAAGAACUAGUCAAAGCCUCGACGAAGCCGCCGAGUUCUUCCUCACAGAAGAGAUAAGAAAAUACGCCAGAAUUAAGCCCAACAGGCUUGGAAAGCAGAACUUCAUGGGAGCCAAUGGGGCCUUCAUGAGCAUAGGCCAUGCAUGCUUCGCACUUAAAGAAGAGCUUGAAGAGUACAUGGACUAUGAUGUUGGUGAUUUCUGCAAGGAUGACUGGAAACAAGCUCAGAGGCUGAUGGUUCAUGGCUGCGAUCCUCUCCCAAGAAGAAGGUGCUUUGCCAGAGCUCCCAAGCUAUAUUCCAAGCCACUUCCUAUCAAAGAAUCCAUCUGGACCAUCCCAGACAACAGAAACGUGCGUUGGAGUGGCUACCGCUGCAAGAACUUCGCUUGCCUCGCAGCGAAUCAGACAGGCAAAGGCUUCUUUAAAUGCUUAGAUUGCUUCAACCUCACUCACCAUGAGUGGCCCAGGUGGAUGGAAGUUAAUACUACUGAUUUUCUCAUAGAAGAAGUGUUGAGUAUCAAAAGAGGGGAGAUCAGGAUUGGGUUGGAUUUCAGUGUUGGAACUGGGACUUUUGCAGCUAGGAUGAGGGAAUUUGAUGUUACAGUCAUCUCUGCAACUAUAAAUCUGGGAGCUCCUUUCAGUGAGAUGAUUGCUUUGAGAGGAUUUGUUCCUCUUUACUUGACUAUAAAUCAGAGGCUUCCUUUCUUUGAUAAUACUCUUGACAUGAUCCACAGCACAAGAUUUCUAGAUGGCUGGAUCGAUUUCAUAUUGCUGGAUUUCGUGCUGUAUGAUUGGGAUCGAGUUUUGAGGCCUGGAGGGUUAUUAUGGAUUGAUAGUUUUUUCUGCAAGAACAAGGAUUUGGAGGAUUAUUUGGAGGCUUUUAGCAUACUGAGGUAUAAGAAGCAUAAGUGGGUUGUGGUGCCAAAGUUGGAUAAAGAUGGAGAGGAGGUUUUCUUCUCUGCUGUGCUGGAGAAGCCACCAAGGCCAUUCUGAGGUAUGCUAGAGGUUUUAGUGGCCAUGGUUACAAAACUGUACAAAGUUUGAAAAGAAGAUAUGUUCAGGAGUGGAGGGAAGAUUAGAGUUGGGUUUUGCGUUAUUGUGGAUUUUUUUUUUUUUUGCAAAAAAAAUUGUAUUAAGUUUUAGUAUAAGAACAGGAGAAAUAAAUAAAAGAACUACUGUUAUUUAAGAAAAGAUGCAUCUAGCAUUAGAUGUUGAUUUAGGAUAUGAUUCUUGUCUGGAAAGAAUAUGUAAAUGAGGUAGA
Messenger RNA from Phalaenopsis equestris, 2126 nucleotides. RefSeq lists its product as uncharacterized. Lineage: Eukaryota; Viridiplantae; Streptophyta; Magnoliopsida; Asparagales; Orchidaceae. The record is from RefSeq and is a predicted model, not a curated record. The coding region runs from base 464 to 1858 and encodes 464 amino acids. Gene Ontology annotation, molecular function: methyltransferase activity. The transcript has a single exon.